UCUGCAAACCUCUUACACCGAUUCCCUUUCCUUCUGCCACCUCAAUUGGCCCUCCCGACUCACCACCAAGCUCACCCUCACUGUAAAACGCGACCACAAUCCGAGAGGAGCCCCAGAAGCUAUCGUGACACGGUACCCCUCAGAUAAGUCUUCAAAAUGGCCGGCCAAAUGCCCUUCCGCAGCCAGCAGCAGCGGAAACCAUCCCGCCAGCUGUCGACUGAUCCUCGCAAUGAGCUCCACCCACACAUGGAUCACUACAUUGGCAUCGAUGUCGGUACCGGCAGUGCGCGAGCCUGCAUCAUGAACGAUCAGGGUGACAUUGUUGGCCUGGCGUCCGAGACCAUCGGCCUAUGGCAGCCCCAGACUGGCUACUACGAGCAGUCCACUACCGACAUCUGGCGGUGCAUUUGCACGUCUAUUCGGCGAGCAAUGGACCAGCACAACAUCGACGGCGACACCAUCCGAGGCAUUGGCUUCGAUGCUACAUGCUCUCUUGCCGUCUUCUCCGAAGACACAGACGAACCAGUCAAUGUCACUGGGCCCGACUUUGACAACAGAGAUGGCUUGGACCGCAAUGUCAUUCUCUGGCUGGACCACCGGCCUGUUGAGGAGACAAUCAAGAUCAAUGCGACGAACCACAACCUGCUCCGUUACGUUGGAGGCAAGAUGUCUAUCGAGAUGGAAAUUCCAAAGGUGCUUUGGCUGAAGAACAACAUGCCCAAGGAGCUGUUCGACCGCUGCAAGUUCUACGACUUGACUGAUGCUCUUACACAUAUGGCUACAGGAGGAGAGACACGGAGCUUCUGCAGCGUCGUUUGCAAGCAGGGUUUCGUCCCAGUUGGUGUCGAUGGCAGUGUGAAGGGAUGGCAGGAAGACUUCCUGACCGACAUCGGUCUGAAAGACCUGUGCGAGGACAACUUCAAGCGCAUGGGCGGUGUUGACGGAGUAAAUGGUAAAUACCUUACGGCUGGUGAGCUAGUUGGAACAUUGAGCGAAAGAGCUGCCCAGGAUAUGGGUCUGCCACCCGGAAUCGCCAUCGGCAGCGGUGUUAUCGAUGCGUAUGCAGGGUGGAUCGGCACUGUUGGUGCCAAGGUGAAACUUAGUUCAAACGAAUUGGAUCCCGACCAUGCAAAGAACGAUGUCUCUCAAGCUUUCACCCGUCUGGCCGCCGUGGCCGGCACAUCGACAUGCCAUCUCGCCAUGUCCGAGAAGCCAGUGUUCGUCAACGGCGUUUGGGGACCGUACCGCGACGUCCUGCUCCCCGACUACUGGAUGGCCGAAGGUGGACAAAGCGCUACUGGCGAACUCCUCAGACACGUUAUCGAGACCCAUCCGGCUUUCAACGAAGCCCACUCGGUCGCCGAGACCUUCAACACAAACAUCUACGACUACCUGAACGAGCACCUCCGCGAGAUGCGCGAGAAAGAGAACGCGCCCAACGUCAGCUGGCUCGGGCGUCACUUCUUCUUCUACGGCGACCUCUUCGGCAACCGUUCGCCUGUCGCAGAUCCCAACAUGAAGGGCUCCGUGAUCGGCCUCAGCUCCGACAAGUCCCUCGACGGGCUCGCACUAUACUACUAUGCGACUAUGGAGUUCAUCGCGCUGCAGACGCACCAGAUCGUCGACGCAAUGAACAAGUCCGGCCACGUCAUCAGCUCCAUCUUCAUGUCCGGCAGCCAGUGCCAGAACAGCAUCCUGAUGGACCUGAUCGCAGCGGCGUGCGACAUGCCCGUGCUGAUCCCGCGCUACGUCCACGCAGCCGUCGUGCACGGCGCAGCGAUGCUGGGCGCGAAAGCGGCGAGCACGAACAAAGAGGGCAAGAGCGAGCCCUUAUGGAAUAUCAUGGAUCGGUACAGCAAGGCGGGUAAGAUGGUUAAGCCGACCACGGACGAGAAUCUGAAAAAGUUGCUCAAGGCGAAGUACAAGGUCUUCCUUGAGCAGUGCGUGGACCAGCAGAGAUACAGGAAGGAGGUUGAUGAGGCGGUUACUGGCUGGCAAAAAUAGGGUACGUGACGGAAGAUACCUGACUGCGUUGCUUAUAGCAUGAGAGGAGUCCAAUUCUCUACUCAACUUCAAUGAAAAUAGAUU
This is a messenger RNA of Mytilinidion resinicola, 2088 nucleotides long. RefSeq names its product Pentulose kinase. Gene Ontology annotation, biological process: carbohydrate metabolic process. The record is from RefSeq and is a predicted model, not a curated record. Gene Ontology annotation, molecular function: phosphotransferase activity, alcohol group as acceptor; kinase activity. Lineage: Eukaryota; Fungi; Ascomycota; Dothideomycetes; Mytilinidiales; Mytilinidiaceae. The transcript has 3 exons. Bases 157 to 2004 code for a protein of 615 amino acids.